Messenger RNA from Contarinia nasturtii (swede midge), 1043 nucleotides. RefSeq names its product zinc finger protein 2 homolog. The coding region runs from base 27 to 494 and encodes 155 amino acids. NCBI's taxonomy places the organism in Eukaryota, Metazoa, Arthropoda, Insecta, Diptera, Cecidomyiidae. Gene Ontology annotation, cellular component: nucleus. The record is from RefSeq and is a predicted model, not a curated record. Gene Ontology annotation, molecular function: DNA-binding transcription factor activity, RNA polymerase II-specific; RNA polymerase II cis-regulatory region sequence-specific DNA binding. The transcript has 3 exons. Gene Ontology annotation, biological process: regulation of transcription by RNA polymerase II.
CAAUUUACUAAAAUAUACCGAAAAUAAUGACCGCAACCGUGUAUUAUUUUCAGCAAAAUCCCACAUUGGAUUGGAGGAAUCGACUUCCAGGCGAGAAUGAACAAACAAACGAAGAGUCGCAACCGCCAGACACUCCAAUGACAUCGGCAGAGGAUGCAACAAAGCAAGAAUUAAACACUGGUCAAAUGUCAGUAACGCCACAAACAAAUUCAAGCCAUACAAGGAGCAAACCCCAAGCUUGCAAAGUGUGCGGGAAAAUGCUCUCGUCAGCCAGCAGUUAUUAUGUGCAUAUGAAAUUGCAUUCGGGAACAAAGCCAUUUUCAUGCACGGUUUGCGAUGCUGCAUUCUGUCGAAAACCGUAUCUUGAAGUUCAUAUGCGAACACACACUGGAGAAAGGCCUUUCCAGUGUGAUCUCUGUAUGAAAAGAUUUAGUCAAAAAUCAUCCCUAAAUACUCACAAACGGAUUCAUACAGGUCAGUGGUCAUCAUAUUAAUAUAAGAUAUGAUAUUAUAUGAUAUUUAAAAAUAAUAAUAUGCGUUUACAAGAAGAAAAAAGUAUUUUUUAUUUGGUUCACAGUCAUAUGUAAGUAUGUAAGUUCGUUAGGCUAUACCUAGGGUUGAUCAGAAGAAAAGAAUGGGAAAAAUGAAAAUUAAUUAAUAAGUUAUGGAACUGAAUGGAAAAUGAAAUUAAAAAAAGAAAGUAUAUAGUUUUGGCGCAUAAUCAAUGACCACAACAACAUUCCUUUAAUUUGAUAUUUGAUAUUUGGUAGUAGCAGUAGUGUUGAGAUCGUUGAUCACGGUGGAAGAGAAAAAAUUAAUAUGCUUACUAUUUCUAGUAUUUGUACGCUCGUCCGGUACCACGUCUUGAACAAUGAGAUUCAAUUGUUCAUUUUAAUUAUAUUGUUGAUUUUAAUUAUAAUAAUUGAGCUGAAUGAAUUUGGCAUCGGCAGAUAAAUCAACAAGUACAAUCCUUUUUCAAUCAUAUCCCGUGCAGCAUUUCUUUUUCUUUCAUUUUGGUUGUGGAUUUGGAUUUGCUUCUGGAA